This is a messenger RNA of Mesocricetus auratus (golden hamster), 3586 nucleotides long. RefSeq names its product upstream binding protein 1 (gene Ubp1). Bases 181 to 1803 code for a protein of 540 amino acids. The record is from RefSeq and is a predicted model, not a curated record. Gene Ontology annotation, cellular component: nucleus. Gene Ontology annotation, molecular function: RNA polymerase II cis-regulatory region sequence-specific DNA binding; DNA-binding transcription activator activity, RNA polymerase II-specific. Gene Ontology annotation, biological process: regulation of transcription by RNA polymerase II. NCBI's taxonomy places the organism in Eukaryota, Metazoa, Chordata, Mammalia, Rodentia, Cricetidae. The transcript has 16 exons.
CCUGACAGCUGGGCCUCGGCCGCUCUCGUCUCGGCCGCGUCCCGGGCCGCCGCUGGUGACCACUCGCCGCGCCGCCGGAGGCUUCACCCGCGCCCUCCCUCAGGACGCGCCCGCGGAGCUCGGGCGCCUUCGCCCCGGACCCGGAGGCCGCGCUGCGCGGGGCGGCGGCGAGGCCGGAAGAUGGCCUGGGUGCUCAAGAUGGACGAGGUCAUCGAGUCCGGGCUGGUGCACGACUUCGACUCCAGCCUGUCGGGCAUCGGGCAGGAGCUGGGCGCCGGCGCCUACAGCAUGAGCGAUGUGUUGGCAUUGCCCAUUUUCAAGCAAGAAGAUUCCAGCCUUUCCUUGGAUGGCGAGGCCAAGCACCCCCCUUUUCAGUAUGUGAUGUGUGCUGCAACUUCACCAGCUGUGAAACUGCAUGAUGAGACACUCACGUACUUGAACCAAGGCCAGUCUUAUGAAAUUCGGAUGCUGGAUAAUCGCAAAAUGGGAGAUAUGCCUGAGAUCAGUGGGAAGUUGGUGAAGAGCAUCAUAAGGGUAGUGUUCCACGACAGACGGCUACAGUACACAGAGCAUCAGCAGCUUGAAGGCUGGAAAUGGAAUCGCCCAGGGGACAGACUUCUCGAUUUAGAUAUUCCAAUGUCUGUGGGAAUAAUUGACACAAGGACAAAUCCAAGCCAGUUAAAUGCAGUUGAAUUUCUGUGGGACCCUGCAAAGCGCACGUCUGCCUUCAUUCAGGUACACUGCAUCAGCACAGAAUUCACUCCACGUAAGCAUGGAGGUGAAAAGGGAGUGCCUUUUAGGAUCCAGGUUGAUACCUUUAAGCAGAAUGAAAAUGGAGAAUACACAGAUCAUCUUCACUCAGCUAGCUGCCAAAUCAAAGUCUUUAAGCCUAAAGGUGCAGAUAGGAAACAAAAAACUGACCGAGAAAAGAUGGAGAAGAGAACACCUCAUGAAAAAGAAAAGUAUCAGCCAUCUUAUGACACCACCAUCCUCACAGAGAUGAGGCUUGAGCCUAUAAUUGAAGAUGCAGUUGAACAUGAGCAGAAAAAGUCCAGCAAGCGGACUUUGCCAGCAGACUACGGUGAUUCUCUGGCAAAGCGAGGCAGUUGUUCUCCGUGGCCUGACACCCCCACAGCCUAUGUGAAUAACAGCCCUGCCCCAGCGCCCACCUUCACCUCCUCACAACAGAGCACCUGCAGUGUCCCGGACAGCAAUUCUUCAUCCCCAAAUCACCAGGGAGAUGGAGUUGCACAAGCAUCUGGGGAGCAAAUCCAGCCUUCAGCUACAACCCAGGAAACACAGCAGUGGCUGCUCAAAAACAGGUUCUCUUCCUACACAAGACUGUUUUCUAAUUUUUCAGGUGCCGACUUAUUAAAACUGACAAAGGAGGAUUUAGUUCAGAUUUGUGGUGCAGCCGAUGGAAUUCGGCUCUAUAAUUCCCUGAAGUCAAGGUCGGUUAGGCCUCGCUUAACCAUCUAUGUCUGCCAGGAGCAGCCGAGUAGCACUGUGCUGCAAGGGCAGCCACAAGCUGCAGGCAGUGGAGGCGAGAACGGCAGUGGGACACCUUGCGUUUAUCAUGCAAUCUACUUGGAAGAAAUGGUUGCCUCAGAAGUUGCUCGAAAACUUGCCUCGGUGUUUAAUAUUCCUUUCCACCAAAUUAACCAGGUUUACAGACAGGGCCCCACUGGUAUCCACAUUCUUGUUAGUGACCAGAUGGUUCAGAACUUCCAAGACGAGAGUUGUUUUUUAUUCUCCACAGUGAAAGCUGAAAAUAAUGAUGGUAUUCACAUAAUUUUGAAGUGAUACCUUAUGCAGACUGAACUCUGUCCAGUACCAAAUAAAGUCAUGCUUAAAAGUGUGUGAAGACUGAAUCCAAGAAGUCUUGAGAUUGGAUUUUACUGUGAAAUGUUUCAUAUUGAAAACACAAGAUGACCUUCCUAAUGAGCUGUAGGAGAGACAAAUCUCCUCAUUGUCACUGCCACAGCCCAGCGCCCUCACGAGAGCGAGCACAUCAGUCGACAUGUCGUCAGCUUCCGGCCAUGGUGUGGGUACAGUACCCACUGUCCUAGCAGGAGCCAGCGGCGGAGUUCCCAGGAGGAGUCUCUCUGGCUUUUGACACUGUAUGCGGUUUGAAAUGAAUGUAAAACUCAACCGUGGGCAUUUACCUUUCUGUGCCAGUUUGGCUUUUGUUGCCUGACCCUUCUGCUGACCUGGAGGAGAUAGGGUGUGUUCUCGUUGGGGAGCUGCGCUGACAGCAGCGUUGGUCAGGUAAGGGGCUGAGCACCUCCGCAGAGGCAAUCAUGUCUGAAGGUGUACAUCCCAGGGGAUCAUGCCAGACCAGGGAAGAGCCAAGCAGAGAUGAGCAAACUAUCAGCAGUACCUUGGUGUGAGGUCAGUGUAAACCCUAAUAGGUACAAAAAGACUUGAGUGUUUGGCUUUUGCUUCCAUUUUUAGCAUUUUAAUUUCCAAAUUUCACCUUUUGAAACCUCCUUGCCUUUUAAACUCAUGUGGUUUCCUUUUCUCACCUCCCCCUGUCCUCCAGCCUCCUAGUAGCUGGGACUCCAGGUGUGUACUCGCUUGUUUUGUGCCUGGCUCUGUUGUUAAACAUGUUUAAAGCCCUUCCCCAGACAUUAGAACUAGGUGAUGUAACGGGGGAAACAAAGUGUUAUUGUUGAUAGCUUCUCACUUGGUGUUUGAAUGAGAUGAAAGUACCCAUGGAAACACUAGAUGUCACAACAAGACACUAAAAUGUACCAUUACCCUUUCCUCCCCUCCCAUGCUGAGUUUCAAUACAAUCAUGGCUGUACACUCUGGUGAUUAGUCGGGCUAUUAGGGUGUUCUGUAACAGAUGUGCCUCUACAGGGUCACAUGCUCGCACGCCGCUCUCCAAGGGGAUCUGCAGCUUUCCCUCCCGCCACUGUCAUUACUCCCUCACCAUCUCUCCAGCGUUCAGCAAACUUUUCAUGAGGCCUGUGGCAGAUCUGAGUUUUACAAAGCUUUUUCCAUUUUAAUUAUGUAGCAUCUCUGCCCGUUUGCUCAGCUACUGACUGUGAGUGUCUGACCUUGUUCAGGUGGGCAGGAAUGACUGCUUCAGGGGGUGAAGGCUUUAACAUCCUGCGUUGUAGUCAUAAUGGGGGUUAAUUAUUUGCCACAAACGCUAACCUCUGUUUCAAUAUUUUCACCUUGGGCUUGGCAGUGCUGUAGCUCUGCAGGCCCUUUAGGAGGGGCCCAUGCCCGUCUGUCCUUCCCUUUGCUUUUGUGAGACCACAUGCUUUCUGUACCAGUCACUUACUUGGAAAGAAGUGAAUUUAUCUAAUUGUUUUUAGAGUUUUGCUUGUCUGUUAGCUUCCUUUUUUGGAUCUCAUGAUUUAUGGAACAAUAAAUGUCAUCUAAUGCUGUGUGCUAUUUUGAAUUCCUUAUCAGGUUUUAGAAGUGGGGUGAGAGUACUUACAAGCUCCUCAGACUUGAAAUUGUGCUGAGCAGGACAUAGUGAAACUGUGCAGAACCCACAGCACCAGCAGUUUGCUACUUUGGUUAAUAGGAUGUACAGUUCGGUCUAAUAAAUGUUUUCUGAUUGUUUUGUAAA